Salvia splendens (bonfire salvia) is the source of this 1153-nucleotide messenger RNA. Its product is annotated as deacetoxyvindoline 4-hydroxylase. Lineage: Eukaryota; Viridiplantae; Streptophyta; Magnoliopsida; Lamiales; Lamiaceae. The transcript has 3 exons. Bases 299 to 1042 code for a protein of 247 amino acids. The record is from RefSeq and is a predicted model, not a curated record.
UCGCAAUUACAUACAAUAAGUUCAAUAAACUGAUGAACUUUUUAUUCAUCUUUUUAUAUAGGAGUAUAAAUGAUCUUUGUCAUAUUUGUAGUGUAGGUCUACCAAAAAUAAAGCUAAACUAAACUCCGAAGGGUGAUCAACCGCCUAAUUACACAGUAAAUAUACAUUAGGGUGAUCAAUCACACCUAGAUUACAUAAUACAAGACUAAAUUAAUAUUGGAAAGAGAUAAUGGAGAACAAGAGAGAGAGGCAGUGAGAUAGAAAUCUAGAAUGGUUGGAGCUCUGAUGAAUAGUCGGUAUGUCAAUGCUGAAAAUUAUACAUGUGGACGGGCCGGCCAUGGGCCUUUAUUUAAUAUUGGGCCGACAUAAUUUCCAAUAUUGGCAACCGAACAGCAACUUCGAUCUCUAUACGAAUGUCGUUGCUAAUUGGAGAGACAGUCUCUACUUGAUCAUGGCUCCCGACCCUCCCACACCGCAGGAGCUUCCUCAAGUUUUCAGAGAUCCGAUGAUGGAAUUCUCGGAGCAAGCUAAGAAUGUGGGGAUCGGUGUGUUUGAGUUGUUGUGUGAGGGUCUUGGAUUGAAGAAGAGUCACAUGUUAGACAUGUGGUGUGCCAAGGGAGAGUUUCUUGCUUGUAAUUACUAUCCGGCUCUGACUUUUCUGCUGCAGGACGAAAUCGGGGGCAUACAGGUCCUGCACAAGGAUCGGUGGGUUGAUGUGCCACCUUCCCCCGGAUCUCUUCUCGUGAUCUCCGGAGAUAUGAUGGAGUUGAUCACAAAUGCUAGGUUUAAGAGCGCCUACCACAGAGUAGCGGCGAAGAAUUUGGGCCCCAGAAUCUCGGUGGCGUUCGUGUUCAGGAUGCAUGUCGCAGGAAGCGGGAGCUCCCGGCUUUAUGGGCCGAUCAAGGAGCUCCUGUCCAAAAAUAAUCCACCCAUUUAUAGAGAAGCCAAAGGAGAAGAGAUCGUUGUGUGUCGAUAUGCGAAAGGAAUCGAGAAGACUCCUUUACUGUGGUAUUUCAAGCUCAAUAAUACACAACAGCCUUAAUCAGUGAAUGAAGUGCAUUGCAUUUCAAUCAUAUUCAUCAUCACCAUGUACUAUUUGUGUGCCUAUUUCUUUUCUAUUCUUUAUCAAAUAAAAUGUCUUUCUUUUCAUGAA